Molecule: messenger RNA, 3023 nt
Organism: Numida meleagris (helmeted guineafowl)
Lineage: Eukaryota; Metazoa; Chordata; Aves; Galliformes; Numididae
Gene: STMND1
Product: stathmin domain containing 1
Exons: 6
Source: RefSeq, a predicted model, not a curated record
CCGUGAUGUCUGCACACCAGGAUACAAGAUGAAAGCUUUCUGUGGUGCUAUUUAUUGUAGCAACAGGCCCUGGCAACAGUUAGAUGCCAUGGUGAUCAUGAAUAACCAAACUCCCAACGACAAGAGGAGAGCAUUUCUACUGCUUGGACUUGCAGAAGGAAGAAGCAGAUGGUCCCAUUUCACCAUGGGCUGCAAUACUUCUAACAGGGUCGCUGCAGCACAGCUGUCUCCUGAGGAGCUAGAGAACAACCACGAAGCCAGAAGCCAGACUACAAGUGAUGGCGCUGACAGAACGUGGGCUGCCACCUCACAGGAGGGGGCAGCUUGGACAGAGGGCACUUCAGAGAAUGGAAGCAAACCAGAAGCUGAAGCCAGUGAGGGAGGCUUUCCUGAGAAAUUAACAGAGAGAUUUACACCUUCUGAAAAAAGAAGCAACACACAAAGCACAGAUGCACUGCUCACCAGUGGGUUCAUCAGCAAAUCAUGGCCCUUACAAGAAACUGAGAGACAAAAAUCAUCAGACAUUAUUGAGGAGCUGAGGAGGCAGGGAAUAAUCAGGAGCUGAAGUACUGCUGCCAGGACUGGAGCAGCAUGUGAAAACAAGAGAGAUGCCCUGGAAAAGAUGCUGAAGAAACCACCAGCUAGGCUGGAAAAAAUGUGGUUUGGAAACAAGGAAGUGAGUGAUUUUACAGCAAACGACAUGAAGAUUGCUGAAGAAGAAAAACAGGUUAGGGAAGAGGAACUAAGCAGGAGACCACAACACACUGCAUUUUAUCCAGCAAUAGCCUACCAAACUACAGGUAAACUGACUGAGAAGGACUGACCAAGUUCUGGAAGUCAAGAAAGCACAGACACCCCUCAGCCAUCACCUUUCCAUGGUGAGAUAAGUGUACUGCUGCAGGAAAUAACUGCAGAAUAAACUACAAAUUAUUAUACUGAGGGCUCUACCAUUGAGUCUGAUACAACUUACAACUGUAUGAAUGAAACAAGCUGGAUCUAAACUAUCCUGCAAAAAAGGAACCUCUCUGUUCCCUGCUGCUGUUUAUCUUGGGGCUUAACUAGAUGAUUUAUCCUAGGGGAACAGCUGAGCCCUGUGGCUACCUAUUUCACCUUGGAAAAUUCCAAUUGCACAUUUUUACACACUAGUUGAAGGAAACAAAACAAAUAAGAAAAGGAAGAGGCAAAUUAGUGACCUGCCAGUCUCUAAGUUGGACCACAUAUAUACGAACACGGUUCUAUUACGCUUAUCUCUAGAAUUCCCUUUCUCUAGGGAGCAGGGAGCAAGAGUUUGGGAACGCAUUGUAAACAUAUAGAAAGACACAAAAGGAGGAGUGGGCAAGGAGGAAAAAAAGCUGCAAGAUUUGGGGUAGUAAAACACAGUAGAGAGCUAAGCAUAAGAACAAAGCGUUUUAACUUACUGUGCAGGCAGAGAUAUGAGAGCUUCAGACAUUAAGGCAACAACAGGCCACAGGAAUGUCUGUGUGUACAGGGCAAGGACAGGACAAAUACUGAAACUGCAGUGGAGAAAACAACUAACUGGCUGAGAUAUGCAAAGCACAGGUGAGUUAUCCAUAUGGACAGGAAGAAUGUGACCUGUCUCCAUGGGAAGGAGAGGACUGUUUCCAUAAUAGAGCGAUUAAUUUGGAAUCCCCCGUGCCCUACCUCCUAUACACAUGCAACGUUUAAUAUGGCCAGCUCUUCUAAAACCACUGUGUAACAGCAGUUGUUGCAUUUGUGCUUUGCCUGUUGCCAGCCCUACCAUCCCCUUCCAGUUCAUCUCUACACAUGCCCAGUCCUCACUUCCAUACCAUACUCAUGCCCAACCCCUCUGCUGGCUUUUUUAAUUCCUUACCUCCAACUAUUGAUGACACAUUCUUCCUUUCUGCCUUCCAAGCCAAGGAAAUUCAGUUAUAGUACAAGACCACUGUUCUCUUAGCAAAGUACUAUAGAAAAGAGAAAAAGAUAGCCUUUAUUUUUACAAUCCCAUAGUGGUUCUCCCUAUUUCUCUCAAGAAAAUGAAUAAAUAAAUUAGACUUGUGCUAAAUGAUUAAAGGUAGGAAAAAGAGCUUAUCUCAUUUCUCAAGCAGCUGGGAUCUCACCUGAGAAGCAGAGUGAGUAAGCCCAUCAGGAAGAGACCGGUGCUUCAGCCCUGGCCACACUGGUUGUUUUUUAGAAAAAAAUGGUACACAGUAGCAAAUAGAAAAGCAAAACUGAAAAUUACCCUGUGUUGCCUGGAAAGAACUGUAAAAAUACUGAAGAAAAAUGAACUUAGGAAAAAGAAGAACUUUUGUCAGCUGGCUUGAAAUUAUCCAACAACAAGAAGGAGAUUGAGGAUAUAUUUUCACCACACAGUUAACCAAUGCUGUUCACUGAAUUUUCUCUCAGAUACUUUAAGCUACGGCUGCCUAGCCAGGCCUGGAAUAAAAAUAUGUGCGUCUAUGUGUACAUAUAUCCACACAGACUGUUCUACUGAGCUAAUGUGCCUCCAUUUUAGUGAAGGUAAACACACUAAAGCACUAGUAGUUGCCCAAAGCCUUCCCAUGGUUUCAGAAGGACAAACAGUUGUCUCUCUCCACCCAAUGUCCUUUCUUCCACUGUUUCCCAGGUGAGGAUUUUAGCUCCCUGCGGCACAAAAGGCCUUGUGACAUAGAGAGAGAAGCACAUCAGCAGGCAAGGUGCCUUUCUGCACUAUGACCACCUGUGGGCUCCUGCAUGGCUCAGCUGUGUCAGACAUGCUGGUCUCCCACAUCAACCACCCAGCAAGGACACCCUGAGAAAAGCAACGGUAAACAGCAGAGCUUCUCAAGGUGUCAUUGCUAGCAGCAGUCUACUUAGAAAAUCAUUUUAAAAUGAAGUUCAAAUCUCUCUGCCAGUGAAUGUUGGACUUGUCCCUUGAUGCACAAUAACAAAACAGGGAGAACAAAACUACGUUUCUGAGCAAAGGAGCGGUCUGCUGUUCUGCCUGCAUCCAGAGGAACGGGAUGUUGUGACUGUUCCUGUGAAUAAAGCUACACUGGACCAUG